AUGGAUUGUACUCGAGAUGGAAGCGUCGUUACUUUUGCAGUUUUUACUAGAGUUGUGACAAUUUUACUACAGAUUGUGUCAAACAACCUUAUACCCGAUCAUGAAGCAGAUGCAUUCAAUCCAGAAUGGAAAAUAAAUGGAGUUGGAGACCAAGUUGUUUACACUCUACUAGGUGGCUUUACACACUGGGAUUCUGCACAUUUCUUGUAUAUUGCAGAAUAUGGUUACACAAAAGAAGAACAUUUUGCAUUUUUCCCUCUUUAUCCAUUUUUAUUGUCAUUCACAAAAGAACAAGCGACUUCACAACAACUAUUGAUGUUUAUGAGUGAACAUAGUGUGAUUUUAAUCUGUGGUAUAGCAUGCAAUUUAACAUUUUUUGCUAUUACCGCAUUGGUACUCUAUCGCCUCAGUGUCAUUGUCCUGCGUAAUGAGAAAACAGCCUAUCAGGCGGCUCUGUUAUUCAGCAUAAACCCAGCGGCAAUAUUUAUGACAGCUGCAUACACUGAGUCACUAUUUGCAAUGCUUGGCUUUCUUGCAAUGUUAUUGCUGGAAAAGAAAUAUAUCUUUUCUUCAUCUGUAAUGUUUGCUGUCGCCACGGCAACCAGAUCCAAUGGUGUUGUUGCUUGUGGAUUUUUUUUGUAUCUGUUUGCUAGAAGAAUUAUUUGGGAAUUGUUCUGCCUACACAGAUGUUUCAACUUUAAAGCUAUGGUGCAAUCAUUCACGAAGACACUAGUGUAUUUACUACUUACUAUUGUAACGCUCAUAUCAGUGUUUUGUCCUUUUAUUAUAUUUCAGUAUUACGCUUAUGUUAAAUUUUGCACUGAUGAAAAACUGUUCAGUUAUUUUGAAAUUGAACAUCCGUGGAGAAAUAGUCCUGAUGUUUUUGAUGAUGCUGAUGUCACUGAAAUUGAGGAUUUUUCUCCUCCACUACAAAAUGUUCAUGAGCAGCCAUCGUGGUGCAAUAAUAGUCCUCCAAUAGUUUACUCACACAUACAAGAAAAAUACUGGAAUAAUGGAUUGUUCAAAUAUUAUGAAUGGAAACAAAUUCCGAACUUUAUGUUAGCUACACCAAUGGUUGUGUUCUGUAGCUGGGCUGUUUGGGAUUAUUGUAGAGUGAGAUGGAACUAUAUAAAAUAUCUUGGAUUGAAACCCAAAAAAUAUAAAGAAGAUGAUGAUGAUAAAAUUCAUAUUGGUUACUAUGGUGAUGGAGUAUUUGUUUAUCUUUGUCACAUGAUUGUAUUGGUUGUUUUCGGUGUGCUGUUCAUGAAUGUGCAGGUUAUAACGAGAUUCAUUUCCUCAAGCUGUCCUUUAUUUUAUUGGUUUGCUGCUGCCAUGACAACACCAUCUACUACCAACUCUUCUGAAGAAAACAAUACUAGUGACAAUUCGAGUUCUCGUGAUAACAUCAUAGAUAGUGCCACAGACAAUGUACUAACCAGGCAGAUACUAAGCAUCAAAAGUCAAGAUUUAAAAACAAAAAUUAUUCUGGGUUUCUUUCUCGCUUACAAUCUUCUUGGGAUUAUAUUACAUUGUAACUUUCUUCCUUGGACGUGAAAGACAUGCUGGUUUAAUCUUGCAA
Messenger RNA from Saccoglossus kowalevskii, 1579 nucleotides. RefSeq names its product GPI alpha-1,6-mannosyltransferase 2-like. Gene Ontology annotation, cellular component: mannosyltransferase complex; endoplasmic reticulum membrane. Gene Ontology annotation, molecular function: GPI mannosyltransferase activity; alpha-1,6-mannosyltransferase activity. The record is from RefSeq and is a predicted model, not a curated record. Lineage: Eukaryota; Metazoa; Hemichordata; Enteropneusta; Harrimaniidae. Gene Ontology annotation, biological process: GPI anchor biosynthetic process.